CGCCAUUUUGUCGUCUGGCGUGUUAUUGAAAGAGUUGCUGUACUGUAGCUCAUAACGGUGCGCUUGUUAAUCUGGCAAUGGACGGCAUUGUGACUGAUGUUGCAGUUGGUGUAAAGAGAGGAUCGGAUGAGCUAUUGUCUAGCAGUCUAUACAACAGCCCUAAUUCUAGCAUGAGUGGUAUGGUGGUUACUGCUAAUGGCAAUGAUAACAAGAAACUAAGAGUAGAAGACAGGAUGGAUUGUGCACCCUCUCGUGUCCUUCACAUCAGGAAGAUGCCCAAUGAAGUUUCAGAGACGGAAGUUAUUGCCCUAGGCUUACCUUUUGGGAAGGUCACCAAUAUUCUAAUGCUAAAAGGAAAGAAUCAGGCAUUCUUAGAGCUUGGAAGUGAAGAAGCAGCUAUUACCAUGGUUAAUUAUUACACUGCUGUGACGCCUCAUGUUCGUAAUGUGCCUGUGUUCAUCCAAUAUUCGAAUCACAAAGAACUAAAGACUGACAGUGCCCUCAAUCAGCGUGCACAGGCUGUCCUUCAAGCUGUGACUGCUGUUCAGUCAGCAAGUACGCCCAUAUCUGGGACAGCAGUUAGUGAGUGUGCAUUGACACCAGCACAGAGCCCAGUGCUGAGAAUCAUUAUUGACAACAUGUUCUACCCUGUUACACUAGAUGUCCUUCAGCAGAUCUUUUCCAAGUUUGGAACUGUCAUGAAGAUCAUAACAUUCACAAAGAACAACCAGUUUCAAGCUUUGCUGCAGUUCAGUGACCCAGUGAAUGCCCAGCAAGCCAAGCUGGCCCUGGAUGGUCAGAACAUUUACAAUGCUUGCUGCACGCUGCGUAUUGACUUUUCUAAACUGGUGAAUUUGAAUGUGAAGUACAACAACGACAAGAGUCGUGACUACACUCGCCCAGAGCUGCCAGCUGGGGAUGGGCAGCCAGCCAUGGACCCCUCUGUGAAGGAUUCGUCUCUGCUUGGUAAGAAUCAAGGUACUCCUUCUGGAAUGGUGUCGCCUUAUUCUAGUGGAGGAGCAUUUUCUUCUUCACUCGGUUUUGGACAGACUGGAGGAGCUCUCAGUCCUUUGAGUGCUGCAGCAGCAGCAGCGGCGGCCGCAGGUCGAGUGGCGCUGUCUGGAGUUUCUCAUUCCAACAGUGGCGUUCUCCUGGUCAGCAACCUUAAUGAGGAGAUGGUUACGCCCCAAAGUCUGUUUACCCUCUUCGGUGUUUAUGGGGAUGCUCAGCGCGUGAAGAUACUGUACAAUAAGAAAGACAGUGCACUCAUUCAAAUGGCAGAUGGGAAUCAAGCUCAGCUUGCAAUGAGUCAUCUGAAUGGUCAAAAGAUGUAUGGAAAGAUAAUACGAGUGACUUUGUCGAAACAUCAAACCGUACAGCUACCAAGGGAGGGACUUGAUGACCAAGGGUUGACAAAGGAUUUCACUAACUCGCCAUUACAUCGAUUCAAAAAGCCUGGUUCAAAGAACUUUCAGAAUAUAUUUCCACCUUCUGCAACUCUUCAUCUCUCAAAUAUCCCACAAACCAUAACAGAGGAAGAUCUUAGAACACUGUUUGAAAACUCCGGUGGCACUGUGAAAGCUUUCAAGUUUUUCCAAGAUCACAAAAUGGCACUUCUUCAGAUGUCUACUGUUGAGGAAGCAAUUCAAGCUUUGAUUGACCUUCACAAUUACAAUCUAGGAGACAAUCACCACCUGAGAGUUUCCUUCUCCAAAUCAACCAUUUGAGCAUGAUAACAGAAUGCUAUAAAAUCUGCUCAUGCUGUUUAGUGUGGCAAUACCUGUUGACUGUUUCAGGACACUGGGGACCAGAGUUUGACAUUUUAAGUUCAGUUAUCGGUCAUUCCUUUGGAGAAAAAGAGAGAGUGAGAGAAAAGGCAGCAGUAUUGGACUGAUCUUAAAUUUUUUCCCCAUUUAUUAUAAAUUCCAGAUUCUUAUUAUUUUUUUAUUUUAUUAUCAGAUUAGUUGACAAGAUACGUGCCUUACUUGACAAAAUAGUAUCAGCAUUGUAUUAGUAAUACAUUUAGACAAACUAUUAUAAAUCACAAUUUGGCACAUUGGUUCAGAUAGUGUAGGAAUGGAUUUCUUAAAAAAAAAAAAAAAAAAAAAAAAAAAAGUCCCUGUACAGAUUGUGAAGUUAUGUUCCUCAAAAGUGUAACCAUUAUUAACAGAACUGCUGUUUUUUUUUUUUUUUUUUUUUUUUGCCAAUCUUUCCAAGUAGUUAAUGUAUUGCUUCGCUAAACUACCAUAUUUUACAUUUCUGUUUUAGCUGUUGGCCUGCUUUAUCAGUACAACCAAAGAUAAAGCUUUAACUCCAGCUGAACAUUACUGAGAUCCUAACCUUUUUUUUUUUUUUUUUUUUUUUUUUUUUAUCAUGUUUGCACUACCACUGCUGAGAAAUGUGGUAUAAAUGUUGCUUAUGACUAAAAUAUACUUUUGUAGAUGUAUUUCAGCAUUGCUUAUGUGCAUUUAUAUGUUGCCAUCUUUUAGUUUGUACUUACAGUUAAAAACGACUGUUGACUUUUGAGCAUGUACUGACUGGUAUAGAUAGUUCUGGAGAAACUACUGUUGCAUGCAUUAUAAAAAGCUAACAGAAGUGAGCUGCAGUAGUUUUCUGAAGCUGACAACCUGGUGGGACCAAAGUUUAUGUGCCUUUAGUCUUAAUUUACCUUACAUUAUACUAUUCAGUUUUAAUAAACCUUUUGAAAUAUUUUGUAUUUCAAAAAUCAGGCUUUGUAACAAACAUGGCUCAGAAUAUACCAGCGUUAUGAUGAUCAGCUGUUAAAUGACCAAUUUGUAUGUUCCCCCACAUCUAUGUACUUAGUUUAAAAUAAAAUAAAAAAUACUGUGGUCUGUUGGGGGGUGGGGUUUAUGUAUAUUUUCUAUAUUAGUUAAGUUUUUACAUCUUUUAGAAAUGUAAAAUUCAGUAUAAUUUGAAAGUGGCACAAUUAAAAAAAAAUAAUUUUCUAACAAGUUGGAAGGUUUGAUGAUUGUGUUAAUUUCGCCUUGUGUACUCUGCUUACCUCUGUAGCAUGCUCAAUAAACACUUCUGUAGCUCUAUAUUCA
Messenger RNA from Polyodon spathula (Mississippi paddlefish), 3065 nucleotides. RefSeq names its product polypyrimidine tract-binding protein 2-like. Bases 78 to 1727 code for a protein of 549 amino acids. Gene Ontology annotation, molecular function: mRNA binding. Gene Ontology annotation, cellular component: nucleus. Gene Ontology annotation, biological process: mRNA processing; regulation of RNA splicing. The transcript is spliced from 15 exons. The record is from RefSeq and is a predicted model, not a curated record. Lineage: Eukaryota; Metazoa; Chordata; Actinopteri; Acipenseriformes; Polyodontidae.